Messenger RNA from Zerene cesonia (dogface butterfly), 3205 nucleotides. It is a transcript of the gene Rcc1, whose product is annotated as regulator of chromosome condensation. Lineage: Eukaryota; Metazoa; Arthropoda; Insecta; Lepidoptera; Pieridae. Gene Ontology annotation, cellular component: cytoplasm. The transcript has 14 exons. Bases 168 to 1931 code for a protein of 587 amino acids. The record is from RefSeq and is a predicted model, not a curated record. Gene Ontology annotation, molecular function: guanyl-nucleotide exchange factor activity.
UCCGCUGUCGUUUUUGUUCGUACAUUCGUAGGCCAAGCGAAGCGAGUUUUGGAGAUGUACGGAAUUUGCACUCAGUUGAAAUAAUACGUCAUCUCGUAUUUUAAAGUGAUUUCAUUUAUUCAUUUGUAAUUUGGAUUACUAUAACUAAUAUAUAAAAAGCCAACAUUAUGCCGGCGGCUCGGGGUGUUAAAAGGACGGCAUCCAAAUCGUCUGCUGCAGCAGCUUCAACGGGACCGAAAAAUAAGAAAAAACGCGGAGCGGUCCAAUUAGAGAUACCAAGUGCGCCGAAGCGGCGAGGCUGUGUGCUCACUUGCGGACAGGGAGAUGUUGGACAGUUGGGGCUGGGCGAAGAUGUUAUUGAGACCACCAAAUUCAAGGUGGUGUCAGCUUUGGGUAAUAAAAUCGUGGACGCAUGUGCGGGAGGCAUGCACACCGUAGCACUUGAUACAGAUGGAAAGGUAUGGACGUUCGGUUGCAACGACGAGGGAGCCCUAGGCCGUCCCACAGCCAACGAGCAAGAGGAAGGCACUCCGGGGCCCGUGAAGCUCCCCGCUCCAGCUGUUAAGAUCUCCGCUGGGGACUCGCACUCCGCAGCACUACUUGAAAAUGGGGAUGUGUACGCUUGGGGUGCUUUUAGGGACUCCCACGGUAGCAUGGGGCUAGUUGUCCAGGCUCGUGAAGGCAAAGCAUGCAAGGAGCCGCUCAAACUAACAAUACCGGAAACCGCCGUGUCCAUAGCUUCCGGCGGCGACCAUCUUGUUGUUUUAUCUGUAAGCGGUGCCGUAUACACAAUGGGUUGUGGUGAGCAAGGUCAAUUGGGAAGGCUGGCUCAGCGGUCGGCGUCCAGGGACGCAAGGCAGGGGUUCAGUGCUCUCCUGGUGCCCUCGAAGGUGACCCUCAAGGCGGUGGUGUCCCGCAUCUGGGCCGGCUACCACGCCACGUUCGCGCUCGACGCUAACACGGACAAAAUGUUCGCUUGGGGGCUCAAUAAUUACGGACAGUUGGGCGUGACGGGCGAGAAGCGUCGCGCGGCGCUGUACUCGCCGGCGGAGUGCGACGCGUUCCCGGGCGGCGCCGGCGCGGUGGGCGCGGUGGCGGCGGGCCAGCACCACUCGCUCGCGCUCGACGCCGCGGGCCGCGCCUAUAGCGUCGGCCGCUGCGAGUACGGCAGGCUCGGCCUCGGCGACCGGACGACGGACGCGGAAACGCUGGAGGCGAUACCCAAGUUGCAAAACAAGAGGUGCGUCAGCAUCGCCGCCGGUACUAGCAACUCCUUCGCGCUCACCGACACCGGUGAGGUGCUGGCCUGGGGGAUGGGCAGCGAGGGCCAGCUGGGCACCGGCUCCACGGCGGACGCCAACGAGCCCACCCCCGCCGUCUGCGUGGGGCUCGGUCCCGCCACCCCGCUGAGGAUAUCCGCCGGCGGACAGCACAGCGUGCUGUUUGUGGAGGACAAAUCACCGCAAAAAGAGCCGACACCGCAACCGGAACCGGAAGAGACGCCGGCGGAAGUGGAGAUGGCGGCGGAAAAGCCGAAAGCGAAGAAGGCGAAGCAGGAGCAGGACGAACAUAUAUCGUCGACUAGCUCGCAGAGCGAGGAGGCUAAGGUGGAUAAAAUAAAUGGAGACGAGAAGAAAGACACACCAAUGGAAGUUGACGAAACUGAUAAAUCUGACAAAUCACAAGACGACAACAAACAGACGGACGAGCAGAGCGCGGAGGAGGCGUCCGAGCUAGAGUCCAAAGCGGAGAGCAUGGAUACCUCCAGCCAGGACACCAUCAACAGUGAACCCGACAAAGUGGAAAGUGUUAAAAGUGAUAGUGUCGAGAAAAGUGCGGAGAUAAGUGAGAAAGUGGAAAAGGUCGAGGGGAAAAGUGAUAAGUUAGAUCCAGAAGUGAACGGAACGGAGGCAACCGUGGACACUGCGUGAUAUUUUGGUCUGUUCCAUCGGAAAUAUGUUUGAAUAACUUAAUAAGUUCGUACUUAGACUGGGCGGAGGCCGUUCCCAAGCGUCGCACUUACUAUUGUAGAAUGCGACUAAGCUUCGGAUCUGCAUAAUGAUUUUUUGUCGACUGUGUUCGUUCGUGUGUUGGUGUGAAGCCUCGGAAUCGCGUCGCUCCUGCUAGGGUCCGGUUGUAAAUAAGCGAUGAGUGAGAAAAUAGAUUUCUAUAUCAUCUAAUAAUAUAUUUUGUAAAUAUUUUCGACGGUAAUUGAGAGCUUGCUUCAUAUAUUUUAAUAUUAAACAUCCCUAAAUACUUCCCGUGUAAAAAUAUCAUAUAAUUGUAUAAGAUUUGAUUGCGGUGCAGCGGUUAACAAAAAACCAUUAUAAAUGGAUGGGUGUGGAAAUUGUGACAUUAUGUAGGGAUUAAUUGCAGAGAUUUUUAUUUUGUAAACGUUUAGUAGUGUUCGUUUAAAUUCUGACUUAAAAAUUUUUUUAAACAAUUAUCUUCAUUUAUUAACCACAUUGAUGAUGUAUGAAAUAUAUAAUAUGUAUUAAUAUACCAUAUUUAAAAAAAUAUGUAUAUCACAUUAUAUAUAUACAACCACAGAGUUGUUUACAAACAUUUUUUUUUGUACAUUUGGUAGUACUGAGAAUAUGUUGUUAACUAUUUUUAUAUCCCUAUAGGGUGUCCUGGAAAGACUCUUGCCAGGUCAGAUAUUUACAAUAUAAAAAUAUCAGCAAUUUAACUAAAUAACUGUCACAAUUAUAAAUUAAAAAUAUUCUUAACUUAGAUUGGCCUACAAAAUCUGGCCUGAAAAAGAGUGUCCCACAAUCCAUAAGAUUUUUUAGGGUACAGUUUUGGUGGUAAAAGCAUUUAUUUAUAUAUUGUUACGAAUUACAAGUAAUGCCUUCAAGUCACACAAUUAUUAUUUUCAUGUCUCUUACAAAUUAAAAGUUUAAGCAUAGAUUUUUUACAUGAUAGCCACAUAAAAAUACAUCUUAGACAAUUUUUCCUCUCUCCAUAAUAGAUACUUAUUAAGUUAUUUAAACAUAAAUAUAUUUAUAAAUUCAAUAUGAAUUGAUCAUGUUUUAAGUUUGUGUUAAGUUUACUUUAAUUUUGACAUACUUUUUGUACUAAAGAGUUAUUUAAUUGUAGGUUAAUUUAGCUGCUGACAAUUUUUGACAUAAAAUUAUUAAUAAUGACUCACAUUUCGUUAAGUAAUUAUUUCAUAAAUAAUGUUCGGUCCAAGACUGCUGAUGAA